Choloepus didactylus (southern two-toed sloth) is the source of this 3744-nucleotide messenger RNA. RefSeq names its product ovochymase 1 (gene OVCH1). The record is from RefSeq and is a predicted model, not a curated record. Lineage: Eukaryota; Metazoa; Chordata; Mammalia; Pilosa; Megalonychidae. Gene Ontology annotation, biological process: proteolysis. Gene Ontology annotation, molecular function: serine-type endopeptidase activity.
AUAUCUCAAUAAAAUGAAGAUAAAAAAAUAAAUUAAAAAAAAAAAAAAGAAGAAAACAGAGCUGAAGUCCCUUUGUGUGGACUGGAGACCAUGGGGGCGCUGGUGGGCACUUGUUUAUUGCUGCUGGUCGCCAUCCGCCUGCCCCAAAGCCCAGGUGAGCCCACAGCCCUGAGAGCUCAGGCUGCCGGGGAGGCUGGAGAGCGCUGGGGAGGGAUGGCGUCGCUGCUCCUUAGCCCGGGAUUUCCCGUGUCGGAGAACCUUCUCCAGGUGCGUUUUGGAAGAAAGGGUGAGGGAGGUUAGUACAAGCCCGGAUAGUCACAAAGAGCUUGGGCAACGUUUACUUAGUGAACUUCUGUGGAUUCUGGAGUUCUAGCGUUGAGACAGAGCUGCUAGCCCUGCUGGGGCUAGGGCGUCUCCUCCAAGGAAAAACAAUCACGUGGAAGUAACUAGAAGCCAAAUGUCUCUCUUCCAGUAGGAGCAUGUUUUUCCUCUGUAUUUUUAAUGCAACCUAAUUUACAUCAUUUGCAUCCUCACAGAGUAAGCCCCAUUUCAGUUACCACAGGGAGAGCAGGUUCCUUCCUGCUCCAGUGUCAUCUUAUAGGCGCCCAGGCUGAAAACGGACAGGAGAGGCUAUGAGGCACGUUCUACUCAAGGUAGGGCUGACUGAGGGACUGGCACCCCUGGGGUGUAAAUAGAGACUGCAGCUGAGUGUUGCUACCAGUAAUAUCAGAACAUCUGAGCCUGAGGCCAGGAAAAUCUGAGUGGGAAAUCUCUGGAGUGAACCCUAAAAUAAGUUCGUAUGUACACAUAUGCACAUAUGCUCUUCUACACAGGACUGCAGUGCGGAAUCUGGGCGGUUGAUUUUAAAAGUAAGGAGACUGUCUUGUAAUCUGGGUUCUUCUCUAGUUGGAUGAAUUCAACAGUUGGUGGACAUCCAUGGCAGGUAUCCCUAAAAUUUGGUGAGCACCACUUCUGUGGAGGAAGCUUGAUUCAAGAUGAUUUGGUUGUUAGAGCAGCACGUUGCCUGGUCAGCCUCCAUGAGAAGCAAAUUAAAAGUCUGAUUGUGACUGCAGGGGAGUACAACCUCUUUCAGAAGGUGGGAAAAUGAAUGCCCCUUUGGAGAGGUGACUCCAAAAAAUACUCUUUGGAGAGUUAACCUUGUUCUGCAGCACUAACGUCGAGUGAUGAUCAUCUAGACAAAGAAUGCUAACAUCUAAGGUAAGGUCUGUGGAGAUAGAUUGCCCUCACCAUUGCUGACAGACAAAUGAAGCCACCAUCACUUUUGUUUGACACAGAAAAUAGUGGCAGCGGCUUUGAGCUUACUUUACAUUCAGGUUGUGGGAGUGUGGCUAUGUUGGUGAAAGAAGGGAUGAUUCACUCUGCCAAUUAUCCUGACUUAUAUCCCAGGAAUGCAAAGUGUCAUUGGUUCAUUCAUGCCCCAGAGCAACACAUUAUAAAGUUGGCAUUUGAGGACUUUACUGUUGAAUUUAAUGAAAACUGUAAUUAUGAUGCCGUUACGAUUUUUGGUGAUCCAGAAAAGAAGCAUGAGUUAGACUCUUUAAACAAGAUUGGACAGACAUCACCUCCAAAAACCAAUCCUCUUCCUCCUGCAAAAGCUAUUCCCUAUGACCUCUGCGGAAUCCCUCCGUUCAGUCCCCAGUGGCUUUCCAGACGAAUUGCAGGAGGGGAGGAAGCCUGCCCCCACUGCUGGCCACGGCAGGUGGGCUUGAGGUUUCUAGGAGAUCACCAGUGUGGAGGUAUCUUUAUCAACCCAAUUUGGAUUCUGACUGCAGCCCACUGUGUACAAUCGAAAAAUAAUCCACUGUACUGGACUGUCAUUGCUGGGGACCAUGAUAGAAACCCAAAGGAACCAACUGCACAGGUGACAAGGGUAAAGCACAUCAUGGUACAUGAAGGCUUUGAUAUACUGAGCUAUGACUCUGAUGUUGCUUUAAUAUAACUGAGCUCUCCUCUGGAGUACAACUUGGCAGUGAGGCCAGUAUGUCUCCCAUGGGACCCAGAACCUCUGUUUUCCUCUGAGAUCUGUGGCACUAGAUGGGGAAGCACUGGUGAAGAUGGCGGCCUAGCAAGACGCUUACAGAAGAUUCAAGUGCUUGUUUUAGCAAGAGAGGUCUGUGGAAAUGCUUAUUAUUCUGCUCACCCAGGAGGGAUCACAGAGGGGAUGAUCUGUGCUGGUUUGGCAUCAUCUGGAGCAGAGGAUUUCUGUCAGGGAGACCCUGGUGGAUCAUUAGUAUGCAGAUAUGGAAGAGGUCCCUUUAUCCUCUACGGCAUCGUCAGCUGGGGUGCCGGCUGUGCCCAGGCAGGGAAUCCAGGUGUAUUUGCCAGGGUGAGGGUUUUCUGGGACUGGAUCCAAUCCAAAAUCAAAGGAAAUAAAGUGAAAGCAGUGAUUAAAGACCUCGUAACAGAAGAAUCCUGGAACUGCAAAUGGGAUUACAUUGAUAUUUAUGAUGGACCAGAUGAGCAAUCUGGAUUACUUGCUCAUUUAUGUGGUUCCAAGGAAGAAUUUGUCUCGAUAUCCAGUGGUGCUUACCUGACUUUGCAUUUUAAGUCUGAUGAGUCUGUGGGAAAAAGAGGCUUUCAACUUAUUUUGGAAGAAAUAGUUCAGAAGCAACCACAGAAGAGCAAUACUGAGACCCUGUGGCCUAUCAAUGAAAAAUUUGUAUCUCCAAUAUGUUUGCCAAGGAAAGAAGAUAAAGUAGAUUUCUUUUCUACAUGUAUAUCUGCUGGAUGGGGAACAAAUGACCACACCGGAGAUUCCGGAGGACUGCUGCAGUGUGUCCAAAAUAGGCAGUACAAGCCUGUUGGCAUCAUGAGCUGGGGCAACAGUACCUGCCAUUCCGCUGCACCAUCUGUCUUCACCAGAAUUUCUGCUUACAGGGACUGGAUCACAUCUGUCACUGGAGGAGAAGCAUGAUUACUGAAAGCAGCAUGGGGGAGUUGUUUGUUAAUGGGAAAGGAAAUAUAUAAAAUAUAUCUGAAAUAUAAUUCUCUUGUCAUGUCUGACAAAUUCAACGUCACUUCUCCCCACCCUUGUCAUUGUGGAGGUUAGAUUUGGGGCUUAUGUAUGUUCAGUACUAAAUAUCAGUCACAGAACUUAAUAUUGGUUCAUGCCUCCUGGGAACUUAGGAUGUGAAUAAAUUCAUAUCUUGCACUCCAUUAUGUGUCAUGAAUUUGAAUACCAUCAUACACACUUUUACCAUUUUUUCUAGUUUGGUGAACAUUGGAAGAUGUGAAGGGAAAUGUUAUUCAGUCGAUAAAAGACUUGAUUGUAUCCAUACAGAAACAGGCCAAAAGCUGUCCUUGAGCACAGUUAGGAUAUGUCCCUGUAAGUUUCACAAUUUCAAUGAGCAUUGGAUAUACAAGAGAUUAUCAGGCACUUCAACUGACUUUUGAAAAAUUUUAGAGGGAAUUAGAUAUUUUAAUUGUUUACAAGAAUUUAUCUGAAAAUCAACUUGCAAAUACCUCAUCUCUCUAAGCUGUAGCUAAGAAUCACAAAAUAAGUAACUAAGGCAGGCCGUGAACCGUAAGGAUAGAUGCCAAAGUCCCUCACAGAAAUAGAAUUUAGCCUAAAAGGUUGAGGGCACCUUUUUUAUUUUACACAUUUCCAGCAAAACUUGUUUUGAAGAUGGCAAUAUUCAGAAAGGGAGUAUGUUCAGCUGUAGGUAAAUCUACAUAUUAAAGGAGUAACUCAUGAUGAAGGCAUGAAAAACUGUGUGUAUGUAG